AAGCGCGUCGCUCUUCGACGGCGCACGCGCAAAUCGCUGAUACGAUACGAUCCACGCUGCCGUAUAAAAGGGUAGGCGCCCUUGCCGCAACCCACUUACACGCUUGUUCCUCGAGUAGGUCGGUCUUUGGUGUACCACAGAACAAAGUAACUUUUGUGCCAAAAUGUCUUUGGAACAUGUGGAUGUGAUCUUACGCCAUGGCGAAGAAGAUACAGAGGGUGUAGUCCUGGCCAAGGGAGUGUCCAUGAUCGUCCUCUUCUGUGCUUCCAUGAUCUGUGGUCUUGCACCAUUGCUACUGGCUAAGAAGUUCAACUGGCUUUCGGUUGAAGAUGCAGGAAACCUUAAAACUACCAACAGGGUCGUAAUGACCCUGCUUUCUUUCGGUGGUGGUGUCCUGCUGUCUACAACCUUCAUGCACUUGGUGCCUGAAGUCCAAGAAAAUGUGGAAUACCUUCAGAGUAGCGGUGCUUUGAAUGAAUUUGAUUUCUCCCUGACUCCUCUCCUAACAUGUUCGGGUUUCUUCAUCAUGUAUUUGGUGGAAGAAUUGGUCCACAUGUAUAUUCACUACAGGGAGAGGAAGAAUGGCCAGGUGGCGCCACUAGUCAGGAACUUGAGUGUUCGUCAGAGCCGCAGCGGAGUCGGCAAUGGAGAGAAGAGCGUUAAUAACUCGACCGCAGACCUUGUUGAGUCAAAAAAGGACAUUGAAAGCCAUCACCACAAUGGACACGGACAUUCACACCACCACAGUCACAUGCCAAUGAACGUGGGUGAUGACGUAACUUCUGCUCUAAGAGGAUUACUCGUUGUGCUUGCUCUGUCUAUCCACGAACUGUUCGAGGGUUUGGCAGUCGGUUUAGAAUCCAGCACUUCUCACGUUUGGUACAUGUUAGGAGCUGUUUCCGCCCACAAGCUCGUCAUCGCCUUCUGUAUUGGUGUGGAACUGAUCGCUACGCGUACUAAAACUUGGUUGAUGAUUGUGUACAUCACGACUUUCGCCAUUGUUUCGCCAUUGGGUAUCGGAAUUGGUUUGCUGUUGGUGGGAGGUCAAGGUGCUACUGCUGCCGGUAUCUCGUCUGUGGUACUUCAGGGUCUGGCAUCAGGAACCCUGCUCUACGUCAUCUUCUUUGAAAUCUGGAAGGGCGACAGAACAGGCAUCUUGCAAUUCUUUGCUUCUGUGGUCGGAUUCUUCAUCAUGUUCGGUCUGCAGCUGCUAACUGGUCACUCACACUCCCACUCUCACGACCAUGGUCACAGCCACAACAGGAAAUAAGUACAUUGAGUUCAAACACCUAGAUUUUCUAUGACGACAUGAAAAAUAUGAAUUAAAUCAAGUACUUAAUCUAAUAAGUGUUGACCAAAUGACAAUUAUUCUAUUUGUGAUAAAUUAUCAAGUGUACAUUAUAAUUUUAAGAUAGCAUAAACCUACUUAUAAUUAAUGUAAUUAUUAUGUAAGAAAAUAAUGCUGACGAAGUUACAGGAGCUCUAAAAGAGAAAAUAUUGUUAUUUUCGGAUACUCGCUUUGAAAUAAGUAAUUAGUGUUGCCAUUAGUUGCUAUUUUUCAUUUUUAAAUGUAUGACAAGACAAGGAAGAUGCCUAAACUUACGAUAAAUAUGAUUUAAAAUAUUAUCAAUAUCUACUAGCGAGAUUCCGGAACAAACAAACUUUCUAGUCAUCAGCUACAUAAUAAUGAUUAUUAUUAUCUUACAAUUAAUUUUGUAGCAUACCUAAUUGUAUUGCAAGACUUAAAAAUAUCUGACUGGCGGGAACUAUUAAUAAAUAUUGAAAUUAACCGCGGCGGGCGGUAG
Messenger RNA from Spodoptera exigua (beet armyworm), 1805 nucleotides. The record is from the annotation of a GenBank genome assembly. Lineage: Eukaryota; Metazoa; Arthropoda; Insecta; Lepidoptera; Noctuidae.